Messenger RNA from Lodderomyces pseudojiufengensis, 1395 nucleotides. Its product is annotated as arginyltransferase. Gene Ontology annotation, molecular function: arginyl-tRNA--protein transferase activity. Gene Ontology annotation, biological process: protein arginylation. The coding region runs from base 1 to 1395 and encodes 464 amino acids. Gene Ontology annotation, cellular component: cytoplasm. The transcript has a single exon. Lineage: Eukaryota; Fungi; Ascomycota; Pichiomycetes; Serinales; Debaryomycetaceae. The record is from RefSeq and is a predicted model, not a curated record.
AUGUUAUUCUCAGCCCCAUUGUACAUAGAGGAACGACAUUGUGGGUAUUGCAAUGAUUCCAAAACUGAUUAUUUUGCAUUGGAGAGUAAAGCAAAAUUAUUAAAAGAUAAACCACAUAAGGAAACAUCAACUAAAAAAUCAAUAACGUUAGGUACUUCAAUUAUUGAAAUGACAUGUCAAGAAUAUGAUAGUUUAAUUAAUAGUGGGUUUAGAAGAUCAGGUGAUUUCUUAUAUAAACCAGAUUUAUUAAGAACUUGUUGUAGAUUAUAUACCAUUAGAACCAAUAAAUCAUAUUUAGAAAUUUCAAAAAAACAAAGAAAAUCAAUAAAUAAAUUCAUAAAAGAAAUAUGUCCUGAUGAAAAAUUACUUGAUCCAAUACCUAAAAAUUCAUUUAAUUUAAAUAGAUUAUUUGAAGCUCAAUUAAAAUCAAAAAAUUUUAAAGUGAAAUUUGAACCUUCAAAAUUUAGUAAAGAAAAAUAUCAAUUAUAUAAAAAAUAUCAAAUUAGUGUACAUAAUGAUGAUCCCCAAGAUGUUAGUGAAGUUGGAUUUCGAAGGUUUUUAUGUGAUGCUCCAUUUCCCAAAAAUGAAAUUGAAGGUGAAAAAGAAGAUUGGGUUGAUUUAGAUAUUCAUAAUUGGUCUAAAGAAAAACCCAAAAGAAUUGGUCCUACUCAUGUAUGUUAUUAUUUAAAUGAUAAAUUAAUAGCUAUAUCAAUAUUAGAUUUUCUACCGAGUGGAAUAUCAUCCAUAUAUUUUAUAUGGGAUACAGAUUUUGCACAUUUAUCACUUGGUGUAAUUUCAAGUAUUAAUGAAAUUGUAAUGUGUGAAAAAUUAGGUUUUGAUUGGUAUUAUUUAGGUUAUUAUGUUGAAGAUUGUGUAAAAAUGAAUUAUAAAGCAAAUUUUGGUGGUGAAAUAUUAGAUGUAUGUAAUGAAACUUAUUAUCCAAUGAAAGAUAUUAAACCAUUUUUACAAAAUGGAAGAUUAUUUGUUAUUGGAGACGAAGAUCAAAGGGGAGAGUUGAAUUGUGAAGUAAAUGGAAAUGUUCAAUCAAAAAAGCUCAAUGAUGAAGUAAACGUAAGUGAGUUAAUAUAUGGUUCACCAGAAACUGAAGUAGAGGCUAAAAAAAUAGCACAUAUAAUAAGCAAGAAAUAUGGAAUUAAAGGAAAUAAUUUUUAUAAAAUCCCAAAUGUGAUGCCUGGUCUAAUACCGCUUUGGAAAAUUAAAAUGUGGUUAGAUGAAGGAAAGAUAAGUAAUUCAUACUCACAAAAUAUCCUGUUGAGUGGGAAUGAUAUGGAGUAUAGAUUUGAUGAAUUAAAUUCACAAGGUAAAUCAAUAAUAAUUGAUAGUAUUAGAGUAUUUGGUUUAGAAAGGGUUAAAAAUUCAACAAUUGUAAUAUAA